Molecule: messenger RNA, 166 nt
Organism: Prorocentrum cordatum
Lineage: Eukaryota; Dinophyceae; Prorocentrales; Prorocentraceae
Source: the annotation of a GenBank genome assembly
GAUGGUGCAGAGGGUGCUCCCCUCGCCCUGGCCGGAGACGGUGGUCCCCACGAUGGAGGAAGGGGAGCAGUUCCUGUCGGAGCUCGCGGCGCAAUUCCAGGAGGUCGGCCCCGCCGGCCCGCCGGACAGCCCGCCGCCCGAGCGGGCGGCGGGGGCGCAGGAGGAG